Molecule: messenger RNA, 831 nt
Organism: Knipowitschia caucasica
Lineage: Eukaryota; Metazoa; Chordata; Actinopteri; Gobiiformes; Gobiidae
Source: the annotation of a GenBank genome assembly
AUGAGUUACCGUGGCGCCCUGUUGCACCUGUUCUGGCGGCUCUUCACCAUCUCGUCCCGGGUCCUCUCUCUCGCUCUGUUCGCGUCCCUCUUCCACAUCUACUUCGGGAUCUUCGUGGUGGUGCACUGGUGCGCCAUGGCGUUCUGGGUGGUGCACGGCGGGACAGACUUCUGCAUGUCCAAGUGGGAGGAGGUGCUGUUCAACAUGGUGGUGGGCAUCGUCUACAUCUUCUGCUGGUUCAACGUGAAAGAGGGGCGGACCCGGCACAGGAUGGUGGCGUACUACAGCGUGGUGCUGGCCGAGAACACCCUCCUCACCGGCCUCUGGUACGCCUACAGAGACCCCGCUCAGACCGACUCGUACGCGGUCCCGGUCCUCUGUGGGGUCUACCUCACCUUCGCGGGGGGAGUUCUCGUCAUGUUGCUGUACUACGGCUUCCUGCACCCGGCCACCGCGCACCUCCAGCCAAGCCCCGCCUCCUCCUGCUGCGCCCAGCUCCUGUGGGGGCUGCCCUUACCGCCCUCGGCCCCGCCCACUGCCCCGCCCACUCCUGCUCACAUGACCAAAUCACAGACAGAGGAGGAAGUGGCCGAGUCCUGUCUGCCCGUGUUUCAGGUGCGGUCGUCACCCCCCGCUUCCAAACCCGAGGGCCCUCUCAUCAAGAUCGACAUGCCCAGGAAGAGGUACCCGGCCUGGGACGCUCACUACGUGGACCGGCGCCUGCGGAGGACUAUAAACAUCCUGCAGUACAUCACCCCCGCGGCCGUGGGGAUCCGCUACCGGGACGGCCCGCUUCUGUACGAACUGCUGCAGUACGAGUCCUCCCUCUGA